Molecule: messenger RNA, 679 nt
Organism: Dermacentor silvarum
Lineage: Eukaryota; Metazoa; Arthropoda; Arachnida; Ixodida; Ixodidae
Product: P2X purinoceptor 7-like
Exons: 3
Coding region: 1-279 (92 amino acids)
Source: RefSeq, a predicted model, not a curated record
AUGCCUAGGGUCUGUUGCACAGAGCAACAAAAUGUGGCGAACACAGCUGAGAGUUACGAAUGCAUUACUAAGCACCCUCUCUUUGAAUUGUAUUGCCCCAACAGGCAUAUACUCGACCUGGACCAAUACCGAUACACUGCCUACCGACAGUUUGUUUGGUGGGUGUACAAGCGACUUGGUCAAGGUAACCGGGUCGUUCUACCAAGCUGUGCAGUCCAUAGGAUCAGGAAAGAGUUUCCUACGCCUGGAGGGCAUUACACUGGCUACCUGGACGCAUAGUGGCAGUUCCUCCUCAAUAAACACCCCGUGUUUUCUGACAAAAUGGCAUGUCUUGUUCAGUGAACUAUUGCUGUCUGCAACAAGAGACAGGAAAAUAUGAGGUUACACAAGCUUCAAUUCAAGAUGCAACAUGAAAGGAAAGUAGCCUUACGUUAGUCAAAUAUUAAAGCGCCUUGUAUGUACUGCCACGAGAGCUUCUUUGUCAGCACGUUCGAAGUUGCUUGAAAGUGGAGGAGGCACUUUCAUACAUGUGUGCGCGUGUAGGAGCUCUCAUUCUGCCUUCGUGUAGGAACUCUCAUUCUGGCACAGGUCCACAGCACACUUCAGCAAGUCGUUCCCAUAGCCUGGAACAACAAAGCGUAGUAAAUGGUAAUGUGUGUGCAAAAAUAUGCAAACUGAG